Messenger RNA from Sycon ciliatum, 4700 nucleotides. RefSeq names its product protocadherin Fat 4-like. Gene Ontology annotation, molecular function: calcium ion binding. The transcript is spliced from 18 exons. NCBI's taxonomy places the organism in Eukaryota, Metazoa, Porifera, Calcarea, Leucosolenida, Sycettidae. The record is from RefSeq and is a predicted model, not a curated record. Gene Ontology annotation, biological process: homophilic cell-cell adhesion. Gene Ontology annotation, cellular component: membrane. The coding region runs from base 216 to 4685 and encodes 1489 amino acids.
GCUGCUCCGCCACCGUCACUGCCGCUCACCUCCAUCUUUUUUUCUUCCUGUGCCAAACGGUCAGAACGUUGAGCAAGGCCGGUCACUCCAAGGAGAGAGGAGAGCAACAGUUGCAGUGGCAAAGACUGGCUGCAUUCCUCUCAAGAGUACAACGCUGUUCAGUUUCCUCUGGCGCACUUGCUGCUGGAUACUCGUAACAGCAUUCUCUCCUCAAGAUGAGGACCCUAGUCGUAGCUAUUAUUCUGCUGGUGGCCAUCUUGGUCCUGGUGCCCGGCAGCGAUGGCUGGGGAAGACGACGUCGGAGAAGACCAGUGAAUUGCGGCACCAACAACUGGACCAGGUGGAGUAGGUGCAACGCCGCAUGCUCACGAGGCACGCAGUACCGCCGACGCUACGUGUACAGGUGGCCGUGCUGCGGCGGCUGGGGAUGCCCGUCCAGGUACACCUGGAGGUACUGCGGCUCCUAUAACGGUGGCUGCCAGCAGCGGUGCACGGGCAGUGGCUACUGCUCAUGUUACACUGGCUACUACAAGUCCGGAUCACGGUGCUAUGAUGUCAACGAAUGCACCAGGAGACCAUGCGACCAUAACUGCCACAACAAUGUUGGAAGCUACACCUGCUCUUGUAACACCGGAUACUACCUGUCGUCACGUACCAAGUGCUAUCGCGUCAGCUGUGGCAACCCACGCAUUCCCAACUGCCCAAGCAGUUCAUACCGCGACAGCUUUGGCAGUGCUUGCCAGAAGAUCACGAUUCCAUCGUGCGGAAAACUGUACCGCGACUACUGCUACCCCCGAUGCUCGAGCAGCUACUACAAGCCAGCCACAUACUCUGGCGGCGGGACGUUCAUGGCCUCCUACUCUCGCACCCGCUUUGAGAGUCUAAGUCGUAUCCAGUGCCAAGCGAACAAGCAGUGGACCGACGCAAGCCUGCUUUCACGUCUUUACUGCCGUCGCGUCAACGAUCCACCGACCAGCCUGCGUAUGUCCAGCUACUCGCUGAAUGAGAACAGUGCAGUGGGCACAACGGUCGGCUACCUCUCCACCAGCGACCCGCAGUCCAGUCAGCGGCACACGUACACCAUGCAGACGGGCACCACCAAUACGGGAUACUACCUGUUCCGCCUGAGCGGCAACAGGGUCAUCAGCCGCUGGGUGCCAAAGCUGAACGUCCCCGGAGGAAUCGUUCACAGCAGCUUCAAGAUCACUGUGCGCGCCACCGACAAUGGCCUGCCAAACAUGUACAAGAACCAGCAAUUCACCGUCAACAUCAUCAAUGUCAACGACCCGCCGCAAGACAUCAAGCUCAGCCCGUGGCAGGUAAAGGAGAGCGUGGCCAUCAAUACUCGCGUUGGCUAUCUGUCUGCGUAUGAUCCCGACGUGCCCACUGACAAGAAUCCAUGCUCACAGUGGAUCUUGAGAGAUUCCGACAACGGCUUCUUCAAGUUGUCCGGAAACCAGGUACUCGUUGCCAAGACGCUCAACCACGAGGCACAAAACUAUCACAGCAUCGUAGUCAUCUGUACUGACAAGCAGCGCGGCUCAGUGUCCACAUCCCAGUCCCUGGUUGUAGAUGUACAGGAUGCUAAGGACCCACCAAUCUCCAUCACCAUGGACAAGACUAAGGUGGAUGAAAACUCCAAGGUGGGCACACUCGUCGGCAUGGUAACGGCCAUCGACGAGGACGAUGAGAAGCUGACCAUCAGCAUGUAUCCAACAUCCAGCAUCUUCUCUCUCUCGUCGACCUCGUGCAAGGACGUGCAGACGGCCACUCACAUCCACCGACAGUCGUGCACCGCACAGGUCAUGGUCAAGUCUGCCAAGCUGAACUGGGAGCUGCAGUCAUGGUACAGCGUGACCCUGUAUGCACGCGACAGCUCUCCAUCCCAUCUGCACAAAGUCUUGGUGGUCAACAUCACUCUGAACAACUUGAACGAGCAGCCCACGGCAAUCACGCUCGGCACACCAUCCAUUCCGGAGAAUUCUCCUGGUGGCUCCUUGGUCAGCGAUUUGGAUGUCAGCGAUCCGGACAAUGAAGUCCAACUUGUCCAGAGGCCAACAUGCGUGUUGGGAGCAGGUGGUGACAAUGCUAAGUUUGAGAUCAACGGCCAGUCACCCAAUUAUGACCUGGCAUUGGCUAAGGACACAGUCCUCGACUACGAGAAGAAGAAGUCCUACUCGAUCACGAUCACGUGCAACGACCAUGGCUUGCCGGAUCUCAGUAUUACCCGUAGCUUCACGAUUGCUGUGACAGACGAGAACGAAGCACCAGAUGGCAUCAGCCUGAGCACGGGCAGUGUUCCCGAGAACGUACCAAUCGGUACCGUUGUUGGCACUCUCUCCACCAGUGACCCCGACACCACUCCACAGACAUUUGUAUAUGCACUCUUGCCAACUGGUGGCAAUGACUUACCAUUCAAGAUCACUGGUAACAAGCUGAUCGUCAACGACAGCAUUGACUACGAGACCGUAGAGGCAUACACACUCUCCAUCUCCGUCGACGACCAGGGCGGCUUGGAAUUCAUCGACCAGAUCGACUUGAAUGUCACCGACGUUCCCGAGGGUCCCACCUCGGUCACUCUUGAUGGCGCUCACGAGCUGCCCGAGAACUCAGGAGAGGGAACCCUCGUUGGCAACAUCAUUGUCACCGACCAGGAUUUCAACCAACUGCCAACAUGUGCUGUUGCCAAGGAUUAUUCCAAUGGGGCAUUGGAAGUGGCUGGAACUGGUGGUGAUGAGCUAGUUGCCGGCAAGAGAAUGGUUGACUUUGAGACACAGGGAGCUACGCCGCUCAAGAUUGACAUCAAGUGCACUGACACGACCGGCUUGUCAAAGACUUCCACAUUCUCCAUCAAGAUCACUGAUGUGAACGAAGCUCCAACCAACAUCACACUGUCGGCCAACACUAUUCCCGAGGGCGUGGCACCGUACACCGUGGGCCAGCUGACCGUGAUCGAUCCGGACGCGGCGCAGACACACAACUGCAGCAUUCAGGACAACGACGGCGCGGCAGCGGCCGGCCAGAUACCGGAGAGUCAGAUCUUCAAGGUGACCAAGUCGCUGCAGCUGCAGGUGAUCAAGCCGCUCGACUACGAGAACGGCCUGCACACCUACAGCGUUCACGUCCUCUGCUCCGAUAUCCCCAUCAACCCCAAUCAGACUAGUUACGUCAUCGAGGAAGAUCUCACCGUGCAAGUAGUCAAUGUGAACGAGCCGCCGCAGAGUCCAUGUGUCGGCACGCACUGGACCAUCUCCGAGAUGGCGCAGAACGGUGCUUCUGUGACUGGACCUCUCGCUGCCAACGACACAGAGGAUUAUCAGGUGCUGAGCUUUUCCCUGAAGAAUGCUGGAAGUGUUCCAUUCUACAUUAACUCGUCCAAUGACGCAAUCUUCACCACAGGAAACCUGGACUUUGAGAAGACCAAGUACUACGAUCUUCAGAUCACUGUAACCGACGAUGGCUCGCUUACUCAAGUUGCCGGUUCAGCUGCGACCAAGUCCACACCGGCAAGUGCCACUUUCACGUGCCGCGUCAAUGUCCUGGAUGCAAACGACCCUCACUCCAGUCUGGACAUCUUCUCAACACCGAUGAACCCCUGUGUCGAUGAGCAUAUGCCCGGUGGCACUCUGAUCGCCACUUUCUCCACUUCGGAUGUUGAUGCAAAUGCCAACUUUACCUACAAGGUGGCCCCCGCCUAUGGACCUUUUGAGAUGAUGGGUAACAAGCUUGUCGCUAAGAGCGGUGUAGAGGACCAGGUUGACUGGGAGAGCGGCACGACUUCUCUUGUCCUGACCAUCACCAGCACGGAUAACCAUGGCUACAGUGUCGAUCGACCUAUCACCGUCUGCAUCAGGAAUGUGAACGAGAAUGCGACCAAGAUGUGCCUGGUGGGCAACACGAUCAAGGAGAAUAUCCCUGGUGUGGCCACCAUUGGCCAAAUCGUCGUUCAGGAUCCCGAUCUGCCAAUCAGGACCUGUGGCCCACCACCUGCGCCGCACAACGAGCUGCCAAACAACUACACAUGCAUCAUUGAUGAUGGCACGACUACUGGCGUCUACUCCGACUACUUCUCGAUCAGUCCCACGCUAGAGCUGGAGCAGACCAAGGCAUUGGACUACGAGGCGGGUGCUACGUACCACAUCCCGGUGCUAUGCCGAGACAUCCUGGCACCGUUCAACGUCAUCUCCACGCGCUUCACCGUCAACAUUCUAGAUGUGAACGAGGCUCCGGAGAACAUCGCCCCUCUGUCCAGUGGACAGAACAUGCCGUACAAUGCCACCAAGACGCAGAUCACUGUGUCCGUGCCCGAGCGGCAGUCCGGAAUCACUCUCCUGACACUGACGUGCGACGACCCCGACUAUCCAGGAGCCUCGCCGCAUGUGAAGUACACCGCUAGUGGAAACGGUGUGCCAUCGCUCAUGGAGAUGCAGAACAACCAGCUGGUGCUCUUGAAGGCGUUCGACUUUGAGACACAGAAGCAGUACGUCCUCAACGUUCAAGUGACUGAUGACGGAAGGCCACCACCAGCUCUGACCACUUCCAUCAAGGUUGUCAUCAACGUAGCUGGUGAGUGUUCCCAAGUGACACACACUUGCACGUCCAACUCCAUGAGAGAGAGAGAGAGAGAGAGAGAGAGAGAGAGAGAGAGAGAGAGAGAGAGAGAGAGAGAGAGAGUAGCUUACUGAACAAUCAUGAGCAAA